Messenger RNA from Aspergillus homomorphus CBS 101889, 588 nucleotides. RefSeq lists its product as uncharacterized. NCBI's taxonomy places the organism in Eukaryota, Fungi, Ascomycota, Eurotiomycetes, Eurotiales, Aspergillaceae. The transcript has a single exon. The record is from RefSeq and is a predicted model, not a curated record. Bases 1 to 588 code for a protein of 195 amino acids.
AUGUCCUCCAUCGCAAACCUGACGUUCAAAGACAACCCGAAUCCCUUUCUCAACUGGUUCAACACCGCCACAUUCCGGCCCUUUAAGAGCGGGCACAGCGCUGAUGAUUUGGCAAAACUCUUGCUGGAGAAGUACCCACCAGGCCCCGGGUUUGUGCUGCAGGUGUGGUCGAGGUCGUAUCGGAAUGGGCAGGCGUCAGGCGGGGGAGGCCAAAGCCGCGUGUACGAGGUGUUUGAGGUGUCGUAUGAGGGACGCGUCUUUCUUACGGUGAUCGAGGGCGAGAGCGCCUUCAAAGGCACCGACUUCCCGGUCCUCGGGUCCCUCUGGGCCUCGCCAAAGGUGCAGCCCGCGUACAAAACCUUUGGCGCCAUCGUGCGCGGCCAAACGAUCAGCUUCUUCGAGAAGAACAGUCACAACUGCAUUCUCCCCUUGGGGUUCCGAGGGUAUGAUAAGCUGGAGUUCAGUCUGGAAAACGACAAGUUUGCAAUUGACCGCUUCUUGACGGAGAUCAAAGGCUGGGUGCUGAUGCCGGCGCAAGGCGCAAUGUCAAUCUUGGAAACGAAGAAUGCCUGGGCCCUCUGUCGAUAG